AUGGCUCUGAAUGUAGGGUCACUCACUCAAUCAGACACAGACAUAGCCAUCUGUAAGGCUGACCUCAGUGAGAAAAUAACAAAAUUAAUAUAUGCAAGUUUUGGAGACAUCAUGAAGGUUGAAACUAUUGGUGCAUCACUCCAAACAGCUCAGCAGGACAACCUGGAGUUCUCAGGUAAAUUCCUCAGUGGGCAUCAUACAAUCAUGGCACAGACUGAUGCAGGCAGAAUCAAGAGGUUAAGGUUUGCAAUCAACAGAGUGGCGGUUCAACAUGGAAUCUCUCCAGCUCUCAUUGCUGCCAUCAUCUCCAGAGAGUCUCAUGCUGGAAAUACCAUAAGGAACACUAAAGGCAGGGGAGAUAAUGACAGAACUUUUGGACUUGUGCAGGUUGAUGUCAACCCUAAAGGAGAUGGACAGACUGCACAGGGUACAUGGGACAGUGAGGAACACCUCAGCCAAGCCACUGGAAACCUUGCCAGUUUCAUUGGAAGGAUCCGUUUGAAAUUUCCUCACUGGAGCAAGGAGCAGCAGCUAAAAGGAGGGAUUACAGCCUACAAUGCAGGGGACGGAAACAUCCAUUCCUAUGAAAAUGUUGAUGCCCACACAACAGGUGGAGACUAUUCCAGAGCUCAGUGGUACAAGAGUAAUUGUAGCUUUUGCAUUUUGGGAUUUUAGUGACAAAAUGUUUUUCAAAUCCUGAAGAAACUGGC
Cheilinus undulatus (humphead wrasse) is the source of this 710-nucleotide messenger RNA. RefSeq names its product lysozyme g-like. Gene Ontology annotation, molecular function: lysozyme activity. NCBI's taxonomy places the organism in Eukaryota, Metazoa, Chordata, Actinopteri, Labriformes, Labridae. Gene Ontology annotation, biological process: peptidoglycan catabolic process. The transcript has 5 exons. The coding region runs from base 1 to 675 and encodes 224 amino acids. The record is from RefSeq and is a predicted model, not a curated record.